GCCCACCUGGUGCAGGGUGUGAAGAGCGAGAGCGCGUGUAUGAGCACGAGCGUCUGUGGUCGCUGUGUGUCGGUUUACAUGAUUGCGCCUGUGUCUGUGUGUGCGCAUCUGCAUGCAAGCGUGUUUUUGAGUGAAUGUCUGUGUGUGACUUCUAGGGACGGCCAGGGAAGAGGGGUGUCCCCUCCCACCCUGGCCCCCCUCUCUUCUCUCUCCUCCUUGGGGUGCUCUGGGCAUCUGGGACCCCUGGCAGGGCUGCCGGGUGCUGGGAGGACGCAGAGGCCGCCGAGGGCGGAGGGAAGCGUCAGGCCAGGCUGCGCGCGCCCUGGCUGGGGAGCUCCGAGUCCCGGCCGCCUGGUCCUUUCAUUCUGGGCUUCUUCGAGAUUCUCGGGGGCUUCCAGCCGGCAGUGUUUUCUCCUUGCCGUCUUCGCAGGCACGAGGAAGGCUCCUGGAGCUCAUUUGCCUGGGAUGGGCGGGCCCUGCCUUGACCUCACGUGCAGCAAUUAGGACCACCAAGGAGUGUUCUUCAAACCACCUUCUCCCACCCCGCGGGACACGCCAGGGCUGAUUCGGGUGCUCGCACCCCGCUUCCUCCUCUGCGUUCCCCUGUAGCAAAGAUAAGGAGUCAGGCCAGGGCGGGAUGACACUCAUUGAUUCUAAAGCAUCUUUAAUCUGCCAGGCGGAGGGGGCUUUCCUGGUCUUUCUUGGACUAUUCCAGAGAGGACCACUGGCAUCUGGGAAGUAAGAACGCAGGAUGCCCCCUGGGGUGGACUGCCCCAUGGAAUUCUGGACCAAGGAGGAGAAUCAGAGCGUCGUGGUUGACUUCCUGCUGCCCACAGGGGUCUACCUGAACUUCCCUGUGUCCCGCAAUGCCAACCUCAGCACCAUCAAGCAGCUGCUGUGGCACCGUGCCCAGUAUGAGCCGCUCUUCCACAUGCUCAGUGGCCCCGAGGCCUAUGUGUUCACCUGCAUCAACCAGACAGCGGAGCAGCAGGAGCUGGAGGACGAGCAACGGCGUCUGUGUGACGUGCAGCCCUUCCUGCCCGUCCUGCGCCUGGUGGCCCGCGAGGGCGACCGCGUGAAGAAGCUCAUCAACUCACAGAUCAGCCUCCUCAUCGGCAAAGGCCUCCACGAGUUUGACUCCUUGUGCGACCCAGAAGUGAAUGACUUUCGCGCCAAGAUGUGCCAAUUCUGCGAGGAGGCGGCCGCCCGCCGGCAGCAGCUGGGCUGGGAGGCCUGGCUGCAGUACAGUUUCCCCCUGCAGCUGGAGCCCUCGGCUCGAACCUGGGGGCCUGGCACCCUGCGGCUCCCAAACCGGGCCCUUCUGGUCAACGUUAAGUUUGAGGGCAGCGAGGAGAGCUUCACCUUCCAGGUGUCCACCAAGGACGUGCCGCUGGCGCUGAUGGCCUGUGCCCUGCGGAAGAAGGCCACGGUGUUCCGGCAGCCGCUGGUGGAGCAGCCGGAAGACUACACGCUGCAGGUGAACGGCAGGCAUGAGUACCUGUACGGCAGCUACCCGCUCUGCCAGUUCCAGUACAUCUGCAGCUGCCUGCACAGUGGGCUGACCCCUCACCUGACCAUGGUCCAUUCCUCCUCCAUCCUCGCCAUGCGGGAUGAGCAGAGCAACCCUGCCCCCCAGGUCCAGAAACCGCGUGCCAAACCACCUCCCAUUCCUGCGAAGAAGCCUUCCUCUGUGUCCCUGUGGUCCCUGGAGCAGCCGUUCUGCAUCGAGCUCAUCCAGGGCAGCAAAGUGAACGCCGACGAGCGGAUGAAGCUGGUGGUGCAGGCCGGGCUUUUCCACGGCAAUGAGAUGCUGUGCAAGACGGUGUCCAGCUCGGAGGUGAGCGUGUGCUCGGAGCCCGUGUGGAAGCAGCGGCUGGAGUUCGACAUCAACAUCUGCGACCUGCCCCGCAUGGCCCGUCUCUGCUUUGCACUGUACGCUGUGAUCGAGAAAGCCAAGAAGGCUCGCUCCACCAAGAAGAAGUCCAAGAAGGCGGACUGCCCCAUUGCCUGGGCCAACCUCAUGCUGUUUGACUACAAGGACCAGCUUAAGACAGGGGAACGCUGCCUCUACAUGUGGCCCUCCGUCCCAGAUGAGAAGGGUGAGCUGCUGAACCCCACGGGCACUGUGCGCAGUAACCCCAACAUGGAUAGCGCCGCCGCCCUGCUCAUCUGCCUGCCCGAGGUGGCCCCGCACCCUGUGUACUAUCCCGCCCUGGAGAAGAUCUUGGAGCUGGGGCGGCACAGCGAGUGUGUGCAUGUCACUGAGGAGGAGCAGUUGCAGCUGCGGGAAAUCCUGGAGCGGCGGGGGUCUGGGGAGCUGUACGAGCACGAGAAGGACCUGGUGUGGAAGCUGCGGCAUGAAGUCCAGGAGCACUUCCCGGAGGCGCUAGCCCGGCUGCUGCUGGUCACCAAGUGGAACAAGCAUGAGGAUGUGGCCCAGAUGCUCUACCUGCUGUGCUCCUGGCCGGAGCUGCCCGUCCUGAGCGCCCUGGAGCUGCUAGACUUCAGCUUCCCCGAUUGCCACGUAGGCUCCUUCGCCAUCAAGUCGCUGCGGAAACUGACGGACGAUGAGCUGUUCCAGUACCUGCUGCAGCUGGUGCAGGUGCUCAAGUACGAGUCCUACCUGGACUGCGAGCUGACCAAAUUCCUGCUGGACCGGGCCCUGGCCAACCGCAAGAUCGGCCACUUCCUUUUCUGGCACCUCCGCUCCGAGAUGCACGUGCCAUCGGUGGCCCUGCGCUUCGGCCUCAUCCUGGAGGCGUACUGCAGGGGCAGCACCCACCACAUGAAGGUGCUGAUGAAGCAGGGAGAAGCACUGAGCAAACUGAAGGCCCUGAACGACUUCGUCAAGCUAAGCUCUCAGAAGACCCCCAAGCCCCAGACCAAGGAGCUGAUGCACUUGUGCAUGCGGCAGGAGGCCUACCUAGAGGCCCUCUCCCACCUGCAGUCCCCACUCGACCCCAGCACCCUGCUGGCUGAAGUCUGCGUGGAGCAGUGCACCUUCAUGGACUCCAAGAUGAAGCCCCUGUGGAUCAUGUACAGCAACGAGGAGGCAGGCAGUGGCGGCAGCGUGGGCAUCAUCUUUAAGAAUGGGGAUGACCUCCGGCAGGACAUGCUGACCCUGCAGAUGAUCCAGCUCAUGGACGUCCUGUGGAAGCAGGAGGGGCUGGACCUGAGGAUGACCCCCUACGGCUGCCUCCCCACCGGGGACCGCACAGGCCUCAUUGAGGUGGUACUCCGUUCAGACACCAUCGCCAACAUCCAACUCAACAAGAGCAACAUGGCAGCCACAGCUGCAUUCAACAAGGACGCCCUGCUCAACUGGCUGAAGUCCAAGAACCCAGGGGAGGCCCUGGAUCGAGCCAUUGAGGAGUUCACCCUCUCCUGUGCUGGCUAUUGUGUGGCCACAUACGUGCUGGGCAUCGGCGAUCGGCACAGCGACAACAUCAUGAUCCGAGAGAGUGGGCAGCUGUUCCACAUUGAUUUUGGCCACUUUCUGGGGAAUUUCAAGACCAAGUUUGGAAUCAACCGCGAGCGUGUCCCAUUCAUCCUCACCUAUGACUUUGUCCAUGUGAUUCAGCAGGGGAAGACUAAUAAUAGUGAGAAAUUUGAACGGUUCCGGGGCUACUGUGAAAGGGCCUACACCAUCCUGCGGCGCCACGGGCUUCUCUUCCUCCACCUCUUUGCCCUGAUGCGGGCGGCAGGCCUGCCUGAGCUCAGCUGCUCCAAAGACAUCCAGUAUCUCAAGGACUCCCUGGCACUGGGGAAAACAGAGGAGGAGGCGCUGAAGCACUUCCGAGUGAAGUUUAACGAAGCCCUCCGUGAGAGCUGGAAAACCAAAGUGAACUGGCUGGCCCACAACGUGUCCAAAGACAACAGGCAGUAGCGGCUCCUCCCAGCCCUGGGCCCAAGAGGAGGCAGCUGCAGGUCGUGGGGACCAGGCACGUUGGUCCUAAAGGGGCUGAAGAGCCUGAACUGCACCUAAUGGGAAAGAACCUACACGGCUGCCUUUUGUUUACACUGGUUAUUUAUUUAUGACUUGAAAUGCUGAAGGAGCUAAACAGCCAUAAACGGAAAUGCCUCCUUCGUGCAGCGGCGGUGCUGGGUCCCUCGAGGCUGCACCUGGCUUUUGGCUGAGGAUUGUCACCCCAAGUCUUCCAGCUGGUGGAUCUGGGCCCAGCAAAGACUGUUCUCCUCCCAAGGGAACCUUCUUCCCAGGCCUCCCGCCAGACUGCCUGGGUCCUGGCGCCUGGCAGUCACCUGGUGCCUACUGUCCGACAGGAUGCCUCGAUCCUUGUGUGACCCACCCUGUGUGUCCUCCCUAGACUGAGUUCUGGCAGCUCCCCGAGGCAGCCGGGGUACCCUCUAGAUUCAGGGAUGCUUGCUCUCCACUUUUCAAGUGGGUCUUGGGUACGAGAAUUCCCUCACCUUUCUCUACUGUAAAGUGAUUUUGUUUGCAGGUAAGAAAAUAAUAGCUGACUCACCACACCUCUACGGCCGGGGAGAUCAGGCCCAGCCCCAUAAAGGAGAAUCUGCGCUGGUCCUCGGGGCGUGUUAAAGAGAUCUGGGCCUCACGUAGCUCACCCCGGUCAUGCGUGAAGGCAAAAGCAGGUCAGAGGCGAAUACUCUGCCAUUAUCUCAAAUUUUUUUUUUUUUUUUUUUGAGAUGGGGGUCUCGCGCUGUUGCCCAGGCUGGAGUGCAGUGGUGCAAUUUUGGCUCACUGUAACCUCCACCUCCCGGGUUCAAGUGAUUCUUCUGCCUCAGCCUCCUGAGUAGCUGGGAUUACAGGUGUGCACCACCGUACCCAGCUAAUUUUUCUAUUUUUGGUAGAGACGGGGUUUCACCAUGUUGGCCAGGCUGGUCUCAAACUCCUGACCUCAGGUGAUCCACCCACCUCAGCCUCCCAAAGUGCUGGGAUUACAGGCAUGAGCUACUGCGCCCGGCCCACUCUGCCAUUGUCUAAGCCACCUCUGAAAGCAGGUUUUAACAAAAGGAUGAGGCCAGAACUCUUCCAGAACCAUCACCUUUGGGAACCUGCUGUGAGAGUGCUGAGGUACCAGAAGUGUGAGAACGAGGGGGUGUGCUGGGAUCUGUCUGACUAUACUUAGUUUGAAAUGGUGCAGGCUGUCUUAAGCCUCCAAAGGCCUGGAUUUGAGCAGCUUUAGAAAUGCAGGUUCCAGGGUUUCUCCCAGCCUUCGGAAGCCGACUCUGCAGAUGAGGCUAGGACUGUGGGCUUUUAGCAGCCCACAGGUGAUUCUAACAUAUCAGCCGUGGACUCAGGACCUGCCCGGUGAUGCUGUUGAUCUCUCAAAGGUCUUCCAAAACUCAACAGAGCCAGAAGUAGCCGCCCGCUCAGCGGCUCAGGUGCCAGCUCUGUUCUGAUCCACCAGGGUACCGUCAGUAGUCAUUGCCACCCGCGGGGCACCUCCCUGGCCACACGCCUGUUCCCAGCAAGUGCUGAAACUCACUAGACCGUCUGUGUGUUUCAAAAUGGGGAAAGCCGUGUGUGCGCAUGUUAUUUAUUUAAGUGCGCCUGUGUGCGCGGGUGUGGGAGCACACUUUUUGCACAGCCGCAGCGUUUCUGGUUUGGGGGUACAGUCUUGUAUGCCUGGCGAGAAGAAUAUUUUCUAUUUUUUUAAGUCAUUUCAUGUUUCUGUCUGGGGAAGGCAAGUUAAGUAUCACUGAUGUGGGUUGAGACCAGCACUCUGUGAAACCUUGAAAUGAGAAGUAAAGGCAGAUGAAAAGAAAGAAAAA
This is a messenger RNA of Pongo pygmaeus (Bornean orangutan), 5754 nucleotides long. RefSeq names its product phosphatidylinositol-4,5-bisphosphate 3-kinase catalytic subunit delta (gene PIK3CD). Gene Ontology annotation, molecular function: 1-phosphatidylinositol-4-phosphate 3-kinase activity; 1-phosphatidylinositol-3-kinase activity. The transcript is spliced from 24 exons. The record is from RefSeq and is a predicted model, not a curated record. The coding region runs from base 752 to 3886 and encodes 1044 amino acids. Gene Ontology annotation, cellular component: phosphatidylinositol 3-kinase complex; plasma membrane; cytoplasm. Lineage: Eukaryota; Metazoa; Chordata; Mammalia; Primates; Hominidae. Gene Ontology annotation, biological process: phosphatidylinositol-3-phosphate biosynthetic process; cell migration; phosphatidylinositol 3-kinase/protein kinase B signal transduction.